ACAGAAGCGCUACCGUCUGCUCACUGACGCUGUCCGUGAGUAGGAACGUGCCCGGCGGCUGUGGUUCACGCCUCAGUACGGCGUUUUCUUCUACUUCACACUUUCUGUUUUUAAAACUUCUCAAUUUUCUCAACUGUGCUGAAGACGGACAAAAUUGUUUGAAAACUGCAAGAGACGAUUUUUAAUUCCCCUCUCCCCUGCGUCUGGUCAACCUGCGUCGCUUUUACUUGAUUGACUGGAAUUGAGAGUCCACUCCAAGUUGUCGCCGCGGUCUGUAACGUUUGGUGACUUUUUUUUUUUUUAAUUUUCUUACUGGACCCUUUUUGUGUGGAACAGAGCGAAAAACUUUGAACUGCAGACUCUGGACAUCACAACGUGUUGUUGUGUGCAGGAGGAGACAGAAACCUCACAAUACAACUACUUAAGUUGUUACCAAUGGAGCGCCAACCAACAGAUAGCCUGAAGAUUAUGUUCUUCUUGAUCAGCCUCCUCUUCACUGCAGGUUCAAGUGAAAAUGACCUCUUCUUGGACUUCUGUGGCACGUGGCGUCAUGGCAAGGGCUCUCUGAGCCUGAACAUAGACAUCUCUACAGGCUGUGAUGGGAUCUCGAUUUCAGCCAGUGAAAGCUCUCUGUCCAUCCAUGGGAAGAUCACAGCCCAGUGUAGGAGAUCUGAUGUAAUUCCCCUCAACCAAUUUGGACUUGAUUCAGUCGAGGACAGUCCUUUCUGUCUGUUUUGGGAGCCAUUAUUGGACCAGCUAAAGCUGCAGGUUGGAGAACACAGUCUUAUUCUGUGUUGGCCUGGCAGCCUGCUGGACACUUGCUGCACUGAUCUAAGUCAUGGCUCCAACACAGCUAAAGCCAAGUAUGGCAUCAUGAAUGGAAUGGUUAGAAAUGACGUUAUCACCGCUAAAAUACAGACAGCCUAUAACUUUGGAGGAAGGUCCACCAAAUGCAAAGCAUUAUGUGAUCAAGUAAGCCUGGAAUCCACCUAUUCAGACAAGCUUGAAGACACUGUGACGAGGAUGAAGAGCAUUGAACAUCCCUGCGCUUAUAGAGCUGAGGUGGAGAUGAAGGAAGGUUUCAGAGGCUCCAACAUCAUAUCACCUACAACUACAGGUGAAUCUUCAGAGCCUACUGCCACUGUCCAUCUCCCUCCUGCUUUAAAACAAGUUGCAAAAAAUAAUAACAAAGUAGUCUGCACUUUCUUCCGAAACAACUCCUUGUUCCAGGAGGGCUACAAGGAGGUUAAAGUUCUCAAUGAUGUGGUGGGAAUCAAUGUGGAGAAUGAGAUUAUCACUGAUCUUUCUGAGCCGAUAAGGAUUGGCUUUCACCACGAUGCUGUACCUAAAGUGCAACCAAGGAAAUGUGUUUCAUGGGACACCAGGAAAGAUCCUUUGCAGGUGAAAUGGUUGGUGGAUGGAUGUAAGACACAACAAAGACGAGCAACACACACCGAGUGUCUGUGUAACCAUAUGACCUAUUUCGCUGUGCUGGUGCAACUUGAGCCUCGACCAGUGCACCACCUUCUGGCACUCACCGCCAUUACAUCUUUGGGCUGCGCUGUAUCUUUCAUCAGCUGCAUUGCUCUCAUUAUUUUUCUCUGCAGAAAAAGGGGGCGAUCUAAGGAGCAGUCUAUACCCAUCCACCUGGGCCUAGCUGUGUCCCUAGCCUUCCUCAAUCUACUGUUUUUCUUUACGGCGGUCCUGGCCAACGUGGAAUGGGAGAGCAUGUGUGUCUGGGUGGGGGCAGUCCUCCACUAUGCCCUGCUCAGCUCCUUCUCUUGGAUGGGCAUAGAAGUGUUCCACACCUUCUGGUUGGUCUACGUGGUUUUUAACCCCUCCCCAAAGCCCUACAUUUGGAACCUGGUUGGCUUCAUUCUCCCUGCUGUUCCUGUUAUCAUCCUGGCUGCAAUAGGUGAUAUUUAUGGACAGAGAGAUGUGGUGCCAAGUGAUGACAUCUUCAAUCCUUAUAAGAUGUGCUGGAUGAAAGAGAACGACAAGGCUUUCCUGGCUCACAUUUGUACCAAUAUGACGAUCCUGGCCAUCCUGGUACCAUCGGGCAUCGUGAUGCUCUUCCUUGUGUACAGACAGAUCCGCAAAAGGGAUGAAUGGAAGCAGAACCGCGUAGCUUUCCUCAGCAUCUGGGGCCUCAGCUGCCUCUUUGGGACAACUUGGGGUCUGACCUUCCUGGAUUUUGGACCCGUCUCUGACUUCAUUGUCUUUCUCUUCUGUAUCCUCAACUCCUUCCAAGGUCUGUCAGUCCAGACUCUACUUGGGGUUUAAAAUUUGUUACACUCAGCUUAACAAACACAACUAUCAACUUGUGUGAACUAUUACUACUACUUUUUUUUCCCAAUUUAUAAUAAAACAUGUUAGGACAGAAACUUGCAUUUUUUGCAAUAUAUAAUGGUUUUAAAAUUUGACUACGUCGGCAAAACAAAAACAACCUCUGUGUAAACAAGUGUUUUAGCUUCGUUUCAAAUACAGCCAUUAUUUGCGUUUCUAGGUGCAUAUCCCAAUAAUUACUUACACUUGGCAUUCAGGUGCCAGUGUACAUAAAACGCAACUCCAGAGGUUACAGAAGCAAACAGGGUCAGCAGCAUUUUCAAAAGUUGAGUUUGAGUGAUUAUUUAAAGCUGGAAUAGUGCGAAAUGAAGAGGUCAACCUGGCUGAAGUUAUGCAACAUAAAAUGUAAAUGUAUAUUUAUAAAUCAGUUUUCGAGCAGGGGCUUUUUCAUUGUUGGCUCAGAGACUGAUGACAGUGUAUGUGGAGCCAGUGGUCCAUUGUAUCAGUGUGGGAAAGAGACAAUGGUCACAGUUAAUCAAGACUUUCUCUUACUGGUGCCUAUCAGAAGCACAGCUGCUUCCGCUCACGUGCAGCCUGCUUGUUUUUUUUUAUUCAAAUCCAAAC
Stegastes partitus (bicolor damselfish) is the source of this 2910-nucleotide messenger RNA. RefSeq names its product adhesion G protein-coupled receptor G1 (gene adgrg1). The transcript is spliced from 14 exons. The record is from RefSeq and is a predicted model, not a curated record. Gene Ontology annotation, biological process: adenylate cyclase-activating G protein-coupled receptor signaling pathway; cell surface receptor signaling pathway. Gene Ontology annotation, molecular function: G protein-coupled receptor activity. Bases 436 to 2283 code for a protein of 615 amino acids. Gene Ontology annotation, cellular component: plasma membrane. NCBI's taxonomy places the organism in Eukaryota, Metazoa, Chordata, Actinopteri, Pomacentridae.